Messenger RNA from Dissoconium aciculare CBS 342.82, 1749 nucleotides. Its product is annotated as HET-domain-containing protein. The record is from RefSeq and is a predicted model, not a curated record. NCBI's taxonomy places the organism in Eukaryota, Fungi, Ascomycota, Dothideomycetes, Mycosphaerellales, Dissoconiaceae. Bases 1 to 1749 code for a protein of 582 amino acids. The transcript has a single exon.
AUGUCCUCGCUGGAUCACUUCGACAAGUCUCGCAAUCGGGGGAGUCAUCGCGGCCUGUUCCACUCAAACGAGGCAUUCCCGUACGAAACAAUUCAGGCCUCAUCACAAAUCCGCGUGAUCGAGCUGGCGCCUGGUGAGUAUGGCAGUCCACUGGAAGCAACAUGGAAGAUCGUCAACAUGCAACGCCCUUCGUACUACGAAGCAGUGUCGCAUCAUUGGGGGCCUCCAGGCUCUCGAGCAAGAAUCUCCUUUCCUGAAGGUCACCUGCAAAUUUCAAGCUCGAUCUCAGCAGCGUUGCAACAGUUCCGACAGACUGAUGUCGUCCGCUGCCUGUGGAUUGAUUCAAUCUGUAUCAAUCAAGCCGAUAACACCGAAAAAGACGCCCAGGUCAGAAUCAUGAGAUCUAUCUACCACCAGGCAGAUCGCACGUUGAUCUGGCUUGGCAAGGAACGCAAAGAGACGGCAGCUGCAUUCUCCGCCAUUCAGCGCCUAGCUCGUGCAUCGCAAACGAUCCAGGAACAAUAUGGAUCACUCGGACAUUUCGAAUUAGCCCUCAAGGCGGGCUUGUUUGAUGUCACACCUGCUGAACGAUCGGCGUUGAUUGCGUUGUUGGAGCGGGGGUGGUUCUAUCGUACUUGGGUCUUACAAGAGGUCGCACUCUCCCCAAAAGCAAUGCUACACUGUGGUGGGCAUAGUUGCGACUGGGAUUCACUCGCCAAUAUUUCUCAUACCCUCUGUGCUACAGUCGGCACUUACGCGUUGGGUCUCGAGCAAUCGGGGCUCGCUUUCAUCGUUGCGGUUGUUCGACCAUAUCGAGAAUGGGACCGCUCGCUCUGGAGACUCCUCCAGCUGACUCUCGAUUGCGAAGUCUCUGAUUCCCGAGAUAAAGUCUUUGCCCUUCUCGGACUCGCCCAUGACGGCCACGACUUCUUGCAUCUGGUCGAUUACGAUCGCGAUCCGCACGCGAUAUAUCUCGAUGUGUUUCAGCAUUAUUUCGACGCGGGACGACCAGGUCUCCUCAACCAAGCCGGUAAUGCGGCUUGGCGAAGGACUCGAAGUCUUCCGUCAUGGGUCGCAGACUGGCUGGUCAUGGACUAUCACCCGAACCUUUUCGAGCGCGGAUCGCAACAUGAUGCCUUCUUGUUGCCCGGAACCUCGCCACGAAUCUCCGCAGACGGCAAGCGCCUCGCGAUCCGCGGCCUCGUUCGCGACCAGGUGUCCUACAUCCGGUCCAGCGGCCGCAAGACCUUCAAAUCCGCAGCCCGCGUCUAUCUCUACCUAUGGCGAAAGCUCGCCGUCGAGUGCGCGUUCUAUCCCGACGGUACGCCCACGAUCGACGCCUUCGCACAGACAUUAGUACUGGGCCUGCCACCACCCAUUGCACCCUUCACGACCAGCGAUGACCUCCUCACCACAUUGCAUGCCUGGCUGAAAACCCAUUCCCUCACGGAGAACCACGCGGAAUGGUCGGCCACCGACCUCGUCUUGUAUGAUUACUAUCGGGCGAUGACCGAAGCGUGUUUCAACCGGACCUUCUUCAGAACGCAUGCCGGCUACAUCGGCCUGGGAUCCUUCUUUCUCCGGCCCGGCGACCUGAUCGUCGAGCUGCACAACGGCACCACACCCUUCGCCAUCCGGCCCGCGGCGGAUGGCUGUUAUACUUUGGUCGGCGACACGUACCUGCAUGGAUUCAUGGAGGGACCCGUGGUGACGGCGGGGCGUAAGAUUCUCGACUUCGCGCUGGUGUGA